Messenger RNA from Eptesicus fuscus (big brown bat), 1791 nucleotides. It is a transcript of the gene BAG2, whose product is annotated as BAG cochaperone 2. Gene Ontology annotation, molecular function: protein-folding chaperone binding; adenyl-nucleotide exchange factor activity. Bases 116 to 751 code for a protein of 211 amino acids. The record is from RefSeq and is a predicted model, not a curated record. The transcript has 3 exons. Lineage: Eukaryota; Metazoa; Chordata; Mammalia; Chiroptera; Vespertilionidae. Gene Ontology annotation, biological process: protein stabilization.
GCGUCAGAGGGAGGCGGGCGCCCGCGGGGACUGCGACGCUGCGGCCGCCGCGCUCUCCACUCGCCGCCGCCGGAGAGGCCGGUGACCUCUUGGCCGCCCCGCCUCAGAGGCUCAGAUGGCUCAGGCGAAGAUCAACGCGAAAGCGAACGAGGGCCGCUUCUGCCGCUCCUCCUCCAUGGCCGACCGCUCCAGCCGCCUGCUGGAGAGCCUGGACCAGCUGGAGCUCAGGGUGGAAGCUUUAAGAGAAGCGGCAACUGCCAUUGAGCAAGAGAGAGAAAUCCUCCUGGAAAUGAUCCACAGUAUCCAGAACAGCCAGGACAUGAGGCAGAUCAGCGAUGGAGAAAGAGAAGAAUUAAAUCUGACCGCAAACCGUCUGAUGGGACGAACCCUCACUGUUGAAGUUUCCGUGGAAACCAUUAGAAACCCUCAGCAGCAGGAAUCCCUGAAGCACGCCACCAGGAUUAUCGAUGAGGUGGUCAGUAAGUUUCUGAAUGAUUUGGGAAAUGCCAAGAGUCACUUGAUGUCGCUGUACAGUGCGUGUUCGUCUGAGGUGCCGCCUGGGCCAGUUGAUCAGAAGUUUCAAUCCAUAGUCAUUGGCUGUGCACUUGAAGAUCAGAAGAAAAUUAAGAGACGCUUGGAGACUCUGCUUAGAAAUAUUGAAAGCUCCGACAAGGCCAUCAAGCUGCUAGAGCAUUCUAAAGGAGCGGGCUCCAUAGCUCUGCAACAGAAUGCUGACAGCAGAUUUAAUUAGUUCCCAAACCGGAGAGCAAUGAUGUGAAAAUGAUGACAUGCUAUCUUAACUGAUAACUAGUUCUUUUUGUUAGGCAUAACCACUCAUUUGAUAAAGAAAAUGAAAAUAUUCCAGUGUCAUCAGUUUUAUGAAUAACAAUUAAAAGUAGAAAUAUUUUAAUUAUCUUCCUGUAAGUUUUUAGAUUGAAUUGUCUUCUAGGAACUAGCACCCAAUAUAUAUAUAUGUAUUUUUUACUGUUCUGUGGAUGAAUGCUUCGUAUGUGGGGGCAGUACGUGGCCAGCUAAGGGUAAAAGAAUCACUGUUCUUGCCGUGGCUUUGUCUGGUGUGGAGACACACGGGCAUGUGGGGCAUUUGGUUGACUAGAAAGCUUUAUCAGCAGCACACGCACAUUUAGUGUUAGCCAAGCAGUGUGAUUGCAGGGAUAAAAGGAAUCACACAGUAAGAACCUUUCCCUACAUUCUCUCAUUCAGUAGUUUUUUUAGACAUGCAUGUCAAAUUACUUUGAACUUAAAGAUUUACACAUCUCAAAAUAGGAAUAUAUUUCUUGAUAUACAUGAAAAUAUGGCAAAUGAGAAAAUUCACAUCUGAUUUUACCACUGUGAACAAUUAUAUAUUCACUUCAUCUUUUCCACAUGCAUCAUUUCUCUAAAUGUUAAUUACUAUGUAAAUACAAUGUUGUAACUUGCUUUUAAAAAUAAUUAAAUGCUGCUAUAAAGUCCACUUCAGUUGUCAGCUUAAAAACCUGACUUACUCAGUCCCCUUACUAGACACUUGUUUCCAGUUGGUUGCCAUUAUUGCAUGGAGCUUUUCCAUUCUUUUUGGUUUUUAUUUAUUUUUUCUUUUAUUUUGUUUUGUUUUUAUCAAUUCCCAGCAGUGAGUCAAAGGUUAUAUACAUUUUCAUGGCCUGACAUAAUUCUAGUUGUUUUUCUUUGUCUAAGAGUUAUCAAUUUAUACUGUCUUCAUAAUUAAAAUGUAGCUAUUUCACUGAGCUUUCCAGCAUUAAGCAUUUUUUUCUAACAUUAGAUAUGCAACAUCUUUAG